Manihot esculenta (cassava) is the source of this 1159-nucleotide messenger RNA. RefSeq names its product probable xyloglucan endotransglucosylase/hydrolase protein 6. Gene Ontology annotation, biological process: cell wall biogenesis; xyloglucan metabolic process. NCBI's taxonomy places the organism in Eukaryota, Viridiplantae, Streptophyta, Magnoliopsida, Malpighiales, Euphorbiaceae. Gene Ontology annotation, cellular component: apoplast; cell wall. The record is from RefSeq and is a predicted model, not a curated record. The coding region runs from base 58 to 936 and encodes 292 amino acids. Gene Ontology annotation, molecular function: hydrolase activity, hydrolyzing O-glycosyl compounds; xyloglucan:xyloglucosyl transferase activity. The transcript is spliced from 4 exons.
CCUCUUUAAAUCAUACUCUUAAUUUACUUCUCUUUUUAGUAUAUACAACCACAAACUAUGGCCUUGUGUCUCUCCUUAAGAAGCGUUGCUUUCUUCUUUCUUUUCUUUUCUUUUCUCUCAUUUUCUCUCCCUGUCUCUGCUAGACCUGCAACUUUUCUUCAGGAUUUUAAAGUCACCUGGUCUGAGUCACAUAUCAGGCAAAUCGAUGGAGGGAGAGCUAUCCAACUCGUUCUUGACCAAAGCUCAGGAUGUGGGUUUGCAUCCAAGAUGCAGUACUUGUUUGGUCGUGUAAGCAUGAAGAUCAAGCUCGUCCCUGGAGACUCUGCAGGAACUGUCACUGCCUUUUAUAUGAAUUCGAACACCGACAACAUAAGAGACGAACUGGACUUUGAAUUCUUGGGGAAUAGGACAGGACAGCCAUACACUGUCCAAACAAAUAUCUAUGCUCAUGGAAAAGGUGAUAGAGAACAAAGAAUUAACUUGUGGUUUGACCCUUCUGCAGACUUCCACUCUUACACCAUCCUCUGGAACCAUCACCAUAUUGUGUUUUAUGUAGAUGAUGUGCCAAUUAGGGUUUACAAGAAUAAUGAAGCCAAAGGAAUCCCAUAUCCAAAGUUCCAGUCAAUGGGAGUCUACUCAACAUUAUGGGAAGCUGAUGACUGGGCAACAAGAGGUGGCCUGGAAAAAAUUGACUGGAGCAAAGCUCCUUUCUAUGCAUACUACAAGGACUUUGACAUUGAAGGAUGCCCAGUUCCAGGACCAGCAAAUUGUGCAGCAAACCCUAGUAAUUGGUGGGAGGGUACUACUUAUCAAUCCCUCAACGCUGUAGAAGCUAGGAAAUAUCGGUGGGUUCGAAUCAACCACAUGAUUUACGACUACUGCACCGACAAGUCUCGAUACCCAGUUGCCCCACCGGAGUGCAUGGCCGGGGUCUGAAAAAUGUUGAGGCAAAUAAGCACAACCCAUGAAGCAAUUUGUUACGUAUACGUUGAUAUUGAUCAUAUACUUGAAAUGUCUCAUGUAUAUUUUACGUACAUGUCCUAGUAUGCUUAUGCAUGAUUGUUGAAAUGAGUGUUCUUCUUCUUCUUCUUCUCUAUGUAUAAAUUUUCAAAAGCUGAAGGAAGAAAAUAAAAACCUUGCUGUUGGUACUUAUUUCAAA